Pseudophryne corroboree (corroboree frog) is the source of this 2886-nucleotide messenger RNA. It is a transcript of the gene IDH1, whose product is annotated as isocitrate dehydrogenase (NADP(+)) 1. Bases 182 to 1429 code for a protein of 415 amino acids. NCBI's taxonomy places the organism in Eukaryota, Metazoa, Chordata, Amphibia, Anura, Myobatrachidae. Gene Ontology annotation, cellular component: cytosol; mitochondrion; peroxisome. Gene Ontology annotation, biological process: isocitrate metabolic process; NADP+ metabolic process. The record is from RefSeq and is a predicted model, not a curated record. The transcript has 9 exons. Gene Ontology annotation, molecular function: NAD binding; isocitrate dehydrogenase (NADP+) activity; magnesium ion binding.
UCCCGGGGAAGCAGCCAUUGGCUGAAGGGGAAUCAGCUGGGAGAAGGGCGUGGCGAGAGGCCACAUCUGAGAGAGGUGGUUAGACUGUGUGCUGUCAGUGCAGCCUAACCCGUCCCAGGUCACCAGCGGCAGUGAGUCUGAGUCAGCCAUUGUGCAACCUCCAGCAGCAACAGCAGCCAGAAUGUCCAAGAAAAUUGCCGGUGGCUCCGUGGUGGAGAUGCAGGGAGAUGAGAUGACGCGCGUUAUCUGGGACCUGAUUAAAGAGAAGCUCAUUUUGCCGUAUGUGGAGCUGGAUCUGCACAGCUAUGAUCUUGGCAUGGAGAACCGCGAUCUGACUGACGAUAAGGUCACCGUUGAAGCCGCUGAAGCCAUUCAGAAAUAUAACGUCGGAAUCAAGUGCGCCACUAUUACGCCCGACGAGAACAGGGUGGAGGAGUUUAAGCUGAAGCAAAUGUGGAAGUCGCCAAACGGAACCAUAAGGAACAUUCUGGGGGGGACUGUGUUCAGAGAGGCCAUCAUCUGCAAGAACAUUCCCCGGCUGGUCUCUGGAUGGGUCAAACCCAUUAUCAUUGGCCGUCAUGCUUACGGGGAUCAGUACAGGGCGACAGACUUUGUUGUUCCCGGGCCGGGCACAGUGGAAAUAUCCUUCACUCCUAAAGGCGCCGGGGAACCUAUUAAAUACGUUAUACAUAAUUUUAAAGACGGUGGCGGUGUCGCUCUCGGUAUGUACAAUACAGACCAGUCCAUCAGAGAUUUUGCCCACAGCUCCUUCCAGAUGGCUUUGGUCAAGGCCUGGCCCCUAUAUAUGAGUACCAAAAACACCAUCCUCAAGCGCUACGAUGGACGAUUCAAAGACAUCUUCCAGGAGAUUUAUGACAAAGAGUACAAAUCCAAGUUCGAUGAGAAAAAGAUCUGGUACGAGCACAGACUCAUCGAUGAUAUGGUGGCCCAAGCCAUGAAAUCUGAGGGCGGCUUCAUCUGGGCGUGCAAAAACUACGACGGAGACGUACAGUCAGAUUCAGUGGCUCAAGGCUACGGCUCCCUGGGAAUGAUGACCAGCGUCCUCAUCUGUCCUGAUGGGAAGACGGUGGAAGCAGAAGCGGCACACGGUACGGUCACUCGCCACUACCGGAUGCACCAGAAAGGCCAGGAGACCUCUACUAAUCCUAUCGCUUCCAUCUUUGCGUGGACCAGAGGGCUGGAGCACAGAGCGAAGCUGGAUAACAAUUGCGAACUUAAAACCUUUGCGACGGCUUUAGAGGAAGUUUGCAUUGAGACAAUAGAGGCCGGAUUUAUGACUAAAGACCUCGCUGCUUGUAUCAAGGGCUUACCGAACGUCCAGCGAUCCGAUUACUUGAAUACAUUUGAAUUCCUGGACAAACUGGCUGAGAACUUACAGCGGAAGCUGGCCGCUCAGCCUAAACUGUAACCGCACCGCGGUAUGAAGCGAAUCUCAGGUUUACGUCUACACCAGUAGCGCACUGCACUCAGCAGGACCUUUUCAUUUCCCCACAACGCAAAUCGGACCUUCCUGUUGGUUUAUAGUCACUUUAUAGGUUUUAUACAACAUCUGCAUCUGCAUCCAGGCUUUUGCUGGAGAUGUCCCCUUUGGAGGUGGUAGUUAUUGUGGCAUAAAAUAUUCCUUGGCACAGUUAUAUCUUAGAGACCUUGAUAUAGCAAAGAAUAAAACUGCAAAUGCCACGGCUUUUAGGCCUUAACAAAAGGGCUGCUGCUACAGCAAACUCCCAGGAAAGCACAACAUGUUAGUCCCUUCCGAUGACGUACCUGGCGUGUGAUUAGGCCAGUCUGAGGCUUGGCCUUUUGCACCGCUAGAGCGCAAUACAAGAGGAAGAAAACCCUGCCUCAACUUUUUAAAAUGUGGCAACUGUCAGCAAACGUGGAAUAUUGUAUGUCGGGACAGGAGUAUAGGUUGGCUAUUAUUGUAUAAUAACGUCCAUCAGUCAGUUUACUUGUUCUUAAGGUUUUAAGUCUUUGCUGCUCUUCUAUAUGGACCAAAUCUAUAGACAAAUGUUGUUGUUGUACAGUGUUCCAGAACCAAUUGUAAUUGGAUUGCGGUGUAACGGAGCAGAAUUCCUAAAGCAUGCACAGGUUUGAAUGGCCUCAGAAUAAGAAAAGUCCAAUUUAGUAACUAAGGGUAAAACUCUUAAAUAUCAUAUCAAGAUUCAGUAGGACAUAUUUUGGGUGACUAUAGCCGCAAGUGAUGAAAACACUAAGAAACGCGUCAUAUUCUGAUAUAUUGGGACAAAGACAUUGAACCGAAUCACGCUCUAGAACGCCAUUAGCAUUUACGUGAAUGCAACAUUAUUUAUGCAAUUCUGGUUUAUAAAUUACCAUACUGUGUAAUUAGUUACUAGGAUUGAAGAACCUAAAUAUUGGUAAACAUUCCCCAUAUUAGAUAUACUUUGUCAAAUAGAAUUAUGUAACCUGAAAUACAUUUAAGGAUUCUCUCCGUACCAUGGAUGGGUCACAGACAGCAUUUGACCGUCUUCCUACUAAUCUCCAUGGUCUGUUUUGCACAAUAUUGUGUGACACUCUUUAUGAAUAGGUGCUAGUAAGUACAUUAUGCCCAAUGCAGUAAGCCCAUGAAAACACUAAGGUCUUGGAACAGGCCACAAGCAGUGACUCAGACGUGUUCUGGGUAACCUUUGUGCGUCAGUUCUCUCCCUGUACGAUGGCUGGUAGUACCGCAUCUGCUCCCCCUUAUGUUUUUCCCAUCAGUCAGUCACCAUUCCCCCCCCCAAUUGUCAUUUGCAAACAUGUUGUGUUUUCCACUUCAUACUCUACGAUUAUGUUCAUUGCAAACCAUAACUAAUUGUUAUAACAGAAAGGUUUGGUAUUUUUUAAUAAAUCAAGUUCCUACUGAAA